This is a messenger RNA of Selaginella moellendorffii, 2693 nucleotides long. RefSeq names its product pentatricopeptide repeat-containing protein At3g12770-like. Bases 292 to 1353 code for a protein of 353 amino acids. The record is from RefSeq and is a predicted model, not a curated record. Gene Ontology annotation, molecular function: protein binding; RNA binding. The transcript is spliced from 3 exons. NCBI's taxonomy places the organism in Eukaryota, Viridiplantae, Streptophyta, Lycopodiopsida, Selaginellales, Selaginellaceae. Gene Ontology annotation, biological process: RNA modification.
CAGACGAAUGCAACGUCAGGGAUUGAAACCAGCCAUUGGCAUUGUUGUUGGUGCUCUCAAGGUAUGUAGAAGCAUGAGAGAUCUACAACUAGGCAGGAGAAUGAACAGGGAUGUUUCCGAGACAGGUGACUUCUCAAACAUUAUCGUCGCCAACAUCCUGCUUGAUCUGUACGCGAAAUGCGGAAGCAUGAUAGAUGCUCGUGGAACAUUUGACAGCAUGCCGCAUCGCGAUGUUGUCUCCUGGAAUUCGAGCGUACAGGGAUAUGAUAUGCACAGAGUGGAAAUGGUGAAAUGGCUCUACAGUUGUUUGCUCCUCUGGGAGACGAAGGGUACAAACCGGAUCGAGUAUCAGUUCCUGGUGCUCUCAAGGCUUGUUCCAGCUUGAUAGAGAAGGAUUCCGGGCAGGCUUUGGAUGGUCAACGGGUGGUAUUCUUAGAGAGGAGCAGGGAGAUUCACAGGAAAGCAGUAAAACUUGGCUUAGACUCGGAUCUCUUCGUCGCGAGCACCUUGAUUGAUCUUUACGCAAAAUGUGGGAGCUUGACAGAGGCUCGUCGAGUUUUCGAAGGAAUGAGCCAUCGUAGUGUGGUGACAUGGAACUGCAUGAUUCUCGGGUAUGCCAGCAGCGGCGAGGGUGGUGAAGCUCUCGAUAUCUAUGCUCGAAUGCGUCGUGGAGACACUCCACCGGAUGCUUUAACUUUCAUCGCAGCGCUGAAAGCUUGUUGCCGUCUUGCGGACGAGGAACUUGCCCAUGCCCCGGCACGCAUUCGUGGCAUGUUUGUUCCCCCAUCGAUGGAUCGAUCAGUUGUUCAUGGUGAAGAAGAAACGGAAGUCUUGAAGAUUCAGAGCUUCGAAAAAGGAAGGGCCGUUCGCUUGGAAGCUGGUAAGCACUAUUCAAACAUCUUAGUGACCAACACACUUGUGGAGUUCUAUGCCAACUGUGGGAGCAUGGUGGAGUCUCGCAGUUUCUUUGACAGUAUUGAACGUCCAGACGUGGUUUCUUGGAACUGCCUCACUCUUGGUUAUGCUCAGAACAGCAAAGGCGAGCAAGCUCUUGAGAUAUUCUUUAGCAUGGACGAGAAUGGUUGCGCUCCAGAUCGUGUCACAGUUCUUGCUGCACUAAAGGCCUGUGUCACCUUGGCUGAGAAGGAACAGGGCCAGAUUGUCGACGGAGGCGUCGUUAAGCUUCGGGCUUUGCAGAGAGGCAAGGCCGUGCAUGCUCGAGCUCUCGCUUUUGUGGACGGAGAAGACCUCUCGGUUCAUAAUGCUCUCGUUGACAUGUACGCCAAGUGUGGAGGCAUGGUGGAUGCUUGGCUGGUUUUCCAAGAUAUGGUGGUGCGACUUGGACGGGGAUAAUCCUGGGGUAUGCUUGCGGCGGCCAGCACAAGCUCGUCUUACAAUCGUUCGAAAGCAUGCAAGAGGAAGGUGUUAAGGCAGAUCAUGUCACUGCUACUGCUGCAUUUAAGGCUGUUGCGACUCUAGCAGAGAAUGGAGACCGCAAGCUUGUGAAGAAAUAGCUGGAGAAAGGCAGAGCUCUCCACUUGCAAGCCGCAAGGAUUUGCGAACUGGAUGACUACUUUUCGGUGGAUAUGUAUACCAAGUGUCAAAGCACGGCGGAAGUCUUCACAGCAUCAAAGGCCCCUUGAUCUUGGGAUAUAGUCGGUUUGGAGAACCCGAGCGAGCUCUGGAGUUCUACACUCGGUUGCUGCACGAGAAAAGCUUGUAACCGGACGUACGUUGCUGCUCUCAAAGCCUGCGCUGAGCCUUGCAGCACUGGACUUCGGGCAGCAGAUUCACGUACAAGCUUGCAGUGCUGGAUUGGAUACAGAGGCAUCGGUGGGAAGUUCUUUCUCUCAAAACGAGGCGCUCAAAGAGCGUGGCCUUGCAAGGUGGACGCGGUGGUGUGGAUGGCAUUCUUAAGUUCGUGCCUCAAGUGGAGAAAUGUGGAGCUUGGCAGGAUGGCCUUCAAGUCGGUUCUCAAGCUCGACGAUGGAACAGGCUCUGCGUACUCUCUCACGUCCAACAUCUAUGCCCGAGGAAGGCAUGGGGACUCAAGAGAAAGGAACAGAACACAAGCGAAGAACAGCGAAGAACAAGGAUAAAGCAAGGAGAGGGGAAGCGGUUUAAAGGUAUGUAAUCGUUGCCUAAUCCUACAGCAAAGCAUGGAAGUUUCUGGUCCCAUUGGCCCCCGAUGUUUAUCAUUUUCUCGCUCAACAUGCCUUUGUGACCUUCCAACCAGCAGUGGCCUUGUUAAACAAGCAGCUCCGCAAGCUUACCAUGGAUAUGUCACUCGUGUUGGAAGAAGAGCGCUUGAACGUGGAUGAUGGUGUGCUUUGGAUCAACGUAGCCAGUGGAAGUUAGAAAAAUGGAAGAACGAGGUGAAAACAUUGACAGCGAAAGAAAGCUUUUUGAUCCUGUGAUCUCCAGGUUUGCGGAUACGGUGAAAAAACUCAGUUUUGGUGGUGUAGUAACUUUUUGACUUUGUAGGGUUGAACACGCAACAAAUAAAAGGGAAAGAGUUGACGGCUUAUAAAUUCCCACACUCUAGGAUCUGUAGGGUAGGGAAUUUAGGGUUUGAUGGCAGAAACUUUUGGAAGGUUAUCUGGGGAUCAUGGGUUGGAGAGGAAAAUCAAUGUUUUUUGGGAUUCUGGUUGUGACCGUGAUAUUAUCUCACAGAAAUUAGUAGAUGAAUUCAA